AUGAAGGAAAAUUUUUCUGCAAUCACAAUGUUUACUCUCUCAGGGGUAAGUGGCACAACGAACUACAGAGUCACCCUCUUUGUUCUUACUUUUUUGUGUUACUGUGUGAUAUGGCUUGUAAAUAUGACCAUAAUUGUCGUAACCAUUGUGGAUAAAAACCUUCAUCAACCCAUGUAUAUCUUCCUCUGUAAUUUGUGCAUCAAUGGUCUUUAUGGAACUGCAGGCUUUUACCCCAAAUUUCUCAAGGAUCUUCUGUCUACAGCUAAUAUUAUAUCGUAUACGGGGUGCCUCCUGCAGGGUUUUGUUUUGCACUCUUCAGCUUGUGCUGAUUUUUCUAUUUUAGCUCUAAUGGCCUAUGACCGAUAUGUGGCUAUAUGUCGGCCUCUGGCAUACCAAUCAGUGAUGACUAAACAAAGAAUCUGUGUGUUUGUGUUUUUUGCUUGGAUUAUUCCUUUUUAUCUGUUGUUCAUGAGCACAGUCACAACGUCGAUGUCAAGGUUAUGUGGCUCACACAUACCGAAGAUCUACUGUAUUAAUUAUUUGGUUGGUAAACUAGCCUGUUCUGCCCCCAUAGCAAUGAUCGUUAUGCCAGCUUUUAACUAUACUUUUUAUUUUUGCCAUGUUCUUUUUGUUGUUUGGUCUUAUAUUUAUCUGAUCAAAACAUGCCUUAAAUCACAAGAGAACAGAAGUAAGUUCAUGCAAACAUGUAUGCCACAUUUAUUCUGUUUAAUUAUUGUUGUUGUAUCCUUGCUUUUUGACUUGCUGUACAUGCGAUAUGGCUCAAAAGAAUUACCACAAAGUCUACGAAACUUUAUGUCGAUAGAAUUUCUUGUUAUUCCUCCAAUUAUCAAUCCACUGAUAUAUGGUUUCAAAUUAACGCAAAUGAGGAACAGAGUUCAGCAAAUAUUGUUUGGUAAACGUGUCAAUACUUAG
This is a messenger RNA of Labrus bergylta (ballan wrasse), 933 nucleotides long. Its product is annotated as olfactory receptor 13D1-like. The record is from RefSeq and is a predicted model, not a curated record. Gene Ontology annotation, biological process: G protein-coupled receptor signaling pathway; detection of chemical stimulus involved in sensory perception of smell. Gene Ontology annotation, molecular function: G protein-coupled receptor activity; odorant binding; olfactory receptor activity. NCBI's taxonomy places the organism in Eukaryota, Metazoa, Chordata, Actinopteri, Labriformes, Labridae. Gene Ontology annotation, cellular component: membrane.